This is a messenger RNA of Funneliformis caledonium, 399 nucleotides long. The record is from the annotation of a GenBank genome assembly. Lineage: Eukaryota; Fungi; Glomeromycota; Glomeromycetes; Glomerales; Glomeraceae.
AAGGGAGAAGUACUAAUCUCGCGUUUAUAUCGUCAAGAUUUAAAACGUUCUGUUGCAGACAUCUUUCGAAUUCAAGUAAUUUCUAAUACUGAUGUUCGCUCACCUAUUAUUACACUUGGAUCUACGUCAUUUUUUCAUGUUCAUCAUGAAAACCUUUACAUCGUGGCCGUUACAAAGUGUAAUGCUAAUGCAGCCUUAGUGUUUGAGUUUUGUUAUCGGCUUGUUAACAUUGGAAAAGCUUAUUUUGGAAAACUUGACGAGGAAGCGGUUAAGAAUAAUUUUGUAUUAAUAUACGAGUUAUUAGACGAGAUUCUCGAUUUCGGAUAUCCUCAAAAUAGUGAAACAGAAACGCUUAAAAUGUAUAUAACUACGGAAGGUGUCAAAUCACAACGCGCGGUG